Molecule: messenger RNA, 1590 nt
Organism: Peniophora sp. CBMAI 1063
Lineage: Eukaryota; Fungi; Basidiomycota; Agaricomycetes; Russulales; Peniophoraceae
Source: the annotation of a GenBank genome assembly
AUGAAUACGUCGAUAUCACCAACACCUACGAUCACGGAAACGCCGCAGGGGAGGUUGGAUGAGAAGGACGUUGAGAAGGCUGCCUCUGCUAUGCCCACGCCUCAAGCGGCAACUACUCCCAAUGCUACAACAGGACUAUCCGCGGAAGGACGUACGAGGAAGUUCGACUUCUGGUUCCUACCUAUACCGAAACGACUACGCUACGAACCCGAACGGAAGGUUCACUUUGGGUUGCUUCUCAAUUGCAUCUUCGGCUUCGCCAGUACAUUCAUCGUAGCGAACUUGUACUAUUGCCAGCCGAUCCUGAUUGAACUAGCCGCAUACUUCAACGUGGACUAUGACCGUAUAUCGCGCAUACCUACCUUGGUCCAGGGAGGUUACGGCUGUGGUCUACUACUCGUAGCACCGAUGGGGGAUCUUGUCCCGCGGAGACCGCUUUUGCUCGGCACCAUCGUCAUUGCAUUCUCUCUCACAAUCGGUCUGGCCACCACGACCUCCCUCGUCGCUUUCGAAAUCAUCACCUUCUUCACCGGUAUGGCCAGUGUCGCCCCGCAAAUUCUCAUCCCUCUCGCCGCCGAUCUUGCACCACCCGAACGCCGUGCUUCAGCCAUGGCACUUGUGCUCGGUGGCUUGCUAUUUGGUGUUCUGCUCGCUCGUGUGCUAGCAGGCCUGAUUGCGGAGUUCGCCAGCUGGCGUGACGUUUACUUCAUGGCGCUUGGAGUACAGGCUACUGUGUUCACUGCCCUCUGGUCCACGCUACCGGACUAUCCGGCAAAGAAUCCGCAGUUGACGUAUUUCCAUAUUCUGGGCAGCAUGGCGAAACUCGUAGUCACGGAGCCACGACUCAUACAGGCGUGCAUCGUUAGCUUUGCCAGUAACACUUGCUUCACGUGCUUCUGGGUGGUUCUCACGUUCCUUCUCGGCAACUCGCCGUACAGCUACUCGACACUGGUAAUCGGACUAUUUGGUCUUGUAGGAGCAGUAGGGGUGUCGUUGUCGCCCCUAGUCGGACGACUGGUCGACAAGAUGGUACCCUGGUAUAGCGCGUUAUUUGCUACAUGCAUGCUUACAAUUACCAUGGCGAUAUAUUGGGGCGCAGCGGGCGUGAACAUCGCUGCAGUCGUCAUUGUGACGAUAGGGUUGGACGUAUUCCGACAGCUACAGCAAGUUAGCCUCACGACGAGUGUAGUGAGCAUCAGCGCACCGAUGCGCGCACGAUUGAAUAGCGUUCUCAUCCUCUCGCUCUUUGCAGGUCAAGUCACUGGAUCUGCCGUCUCUGCACAGAUCUACACCAAGUACGGCUGGCGCGCUGUGGGCGCUUUCAUGUUCGCAUUCUCCGCGUUCCAGAUCCCAGUCUUGCUCAUGCGCGGCCCGCACACGCGUCGCUAUACGUGGUUCGGUCACGAGGGUGGGCUCGAGUUCAGGAAGAGUGUCGCGCUAGCGCGAGAGAAGGAGAGGGAGGAGAGAGAACGUGCUGGUGCUGAACGGGCGAGCGGCGCCGAUGCCGACAGCACGCGACAGGAGACCGCUGCUGCACAUGCUCACCCCAUGGUGGACGAGAAACGCGACGACCCUUCGACGAGCGUAUGA